AUGCCGACGCGCGCGGUCGCGGUGGUGCUCGCGGCGACGCUGGCGGCGCGAGGCGCGCGCGGGGAACACCCUCGGGACGCGAGCAACUGGCAAGGAAAGCACGCGUGCGACGCGGCGGGCAGAGCGGCGAAGCCGCGGUCGGUGCGCGACGUGUCGGAGGCGGUGUACGCGUCGACGGAUGCGCGCGCGAACGGUGCGGGGCACUCGUGGCAUUCGGGAUUGUUUUGCGCCGCGAACGGCGGGACGCGCGUGGACGUGAGCGAGACGCGGGCGGUGCGCGCGGCGGAGCGUUUCGCGCUGGACGAAGGGGCGAUGGCGGCGCGCGCGGACGCGGGGAUGCUGACGAGAGAUUUGCUCGAUGGGCUCGCGAGACGUGGGUACACGCUGCCGGCGUUUCCGUGGUUCAUAGACCAGACGAUCGGGGGGGCGAUCGCGACGGCGAGUCACGGGAGCUCGCUCAGAGCGGGAUCGCUCUCGUCGCAGAUGGUGGCGUGCACGCUUGUCAAGGCAGAUGGUUCCGUGGAGCAUUUCUCCGAGGGCACGACGCCCGCGCCGUUGUUCGACGCGCUGCGCGCGAACAUCGGGCGGUUGGGUGUCGUCGUUGACGUCACGCUGCGCGUGGUGAAGAACACGCGAAUCACUCGUAGAAACGAGGACGUGAGUCCCGAGGCGUUCGUCAACGAGAUGCGGCGCGUGCAGGACGCGGUGCGAGCGUGCGAGCGCGAUUACGCUGGCAACUUUGACGCGCAGUGGUCGUGCGCGAUGAACAAGCCAGAGGUGCGUGCGCUCGAUGAAACCCAGUUUUUCUGGUACAUUCCCCUCGGUGAAAUGAGUCGCGUGCACUUCGAGCGCGAGGAGCCGAUGCCUUCGUUUCCUCGAUACGACGAGCGAGGGUCGAAGGAGCUUUCCUCGAUUUGGUAUGGUUCGUUGAGCGGCAAUGAUUUGAUUCGUGACUCGCCUCGCCGUGUUCGCGAUAUCACAUCUCCUGUGACGCUGAUGAGCGCCGACUCGAUGGCGGAAUCCUGGGCGAGACAAUGGAAGCGCGCGACUCUCGCGAACAUCGCCAAUAACACAGAAGAACAACGAGAUAAUUUUUUAUCGAUGACUGAGCGCCAGUACGAGUUACAUCAGCGAUACGGGUACGAGCAACUUGAAGUCGCGGUGCCGUUAACGAAGGCUGGCGAUUGCAUGCGCGCGUUCAAGGAGGCCUUGUACGACGACCGGCAGUUGAAUUUAGGAUUUCGCUCGCAGGCGUUACUUCGGUUCAUCAAACCCGAAAGCGCGUGGCUGUCGCCCGCACAUGGGCGACUUGGGUCCUUGUACAUCAACAUUGAAGAUUUCAUCAAGUAUUCCCGCUUGAUCGAUCGAUAUGGAAAUCCACGCUUUGACGCCGCAGUUAAAAUUUUACGCGGGGACUCGUGCGAAGGGAGAUUGCACUGGGGGAAGUUUGGCUUCCCGGAACGCCGAGGGUGCUUUGACGGUGCCAAGGAGUAUGGUGUUGCGUUUUGUCACUUCGGCUGUCACGUGCAUCGUUUGGAUCCCACGGGAAAGUUUGCUGGAGAUUCAGACGUCUUGCGCUUCGACGGCGUUGAUUUCGUACACUGCUGCGGCGAUGACGGAUUGUUCAAAGAAAGCUCGACGUGUCGGUGCGCGCUAACGGAUCGUCAAUCAUGCUAG
Messenger RNA from Ostreococcus lucimarinus CCE9901, 1677 nucleotides. RefSeq lists its product with no specific name. The record is from RefSeq and is a predicted model, not a curated record. The transcript has a single exon. Gene Ontology annotation, molecular function: FAD binding; D-arabinono-1,4-lactone oxidase activity. Lineage: Eukaryota; Viridiplantae; Chlorophyta; Mamiellophyceae; Mamiellales; Bathycoccaceae. Gene Ontology annotation, cellular component: membrane. The coding region runs from base 1 to 1677 and encodes 558 amino acids.